CCGAGAUGAAACAUGCACUGACUUCUAUUUAUUAUUCAUUCGCCUUGAGGUCUUAAGUCUUGAUCGGUGGAAGGAUGCUACACGCUGUCAAUAAUCAAUGAAGUGUCUGAAUGAUCUCCUCGUCUCCUCCCCUCAGAUGCGCUGCGCAUCAUCCAGCGCUCGCGCUCUCCCUCACUUCAGCGUCUCUCAAGAGCGCGUCUCCUGGUCUUAUGUGAGCUCACUGGACGCGUCAUUUAACGCCAGCGUCUCGGUCAUUCAGUCCAGACAGAGCGAGGCAUACGGAGACAAGAGGCGGAGAGUAAGAGGAGCACGGCCGCUUCACCCAGACAGACGCGCGAGACAAGGUCGACGGAGCCGGAGCGUUACGAGCGGUUCUGCGCGUCGCGCUCGGACGCUCCAGACGCGGGUGUUCAGCGCUCUCUCCACGAGUUGGGAUCCAGGGGUGUUAAAUCUGGAGGCGGGGAGCCUGGGAUGAGCCUGCUGUCGGGGGGCUUCGGCAUGGCGGGCUGGGGGUCCGGCUGUGUCCUGAUGCUGCUCGCGCUCUGGAGGCCGGGUGCCGCUUGUCCGGAGCGCUGCACGUGCACGGGCGCGCGGAUCUCGUGCGUGGAUGCGGAGCGCAGCAUUGUGGCUUUUCCCAUGCUACAGUCCGAGGCAGAGAUGGAGAACAUCACAGACAUAUACAUUGCAAAUCAAAGCAGCUUCAAAUCCAUUAAUGAAAAAGAUCUGGACUUGUACCGCAACCUCAGAAACUUAACCGUAACGAACACGAGGCUCGCAUAUAUUUCACGGCAGGCCUUUCAGAGCAACCUCAAACUACAAUAUCUGAAUCUGAAAGAGAACAAUCUGUCCAAUCUUUCCUGGAGGACGUUUCGUCAUUUAAACAUUUCAUAUCUGCUGCUGGCGGGCAAUCCUCUGCAGUGCAUCUGUGAAAACGUGUGGCUGAAGCAGUGGAGAGGAGAGGAGGCCGAGGACCUGCUGUGUGUGGAGGAGAGGGGAAGGAGGAGAGCACUGUCUGCGCUCAAACUGACCAACUGUGUUCUCCCCACUGUGACUCUCAAACCCACUAAAGUGACCAUGCAUAAAGGGUUAAAUGUGACGCUGGUGUGCAGCACCUCAGGAAUGCCCACGCCUAAUCUGAACUGGAGCACCUGCAAAUUAAAUUCAACGUACGAGCACGAGCGCUCGGGUCAGAGGUCAGAGUUCAGACUCGUCAAUGUCUCUUCGCUGGACAACGGAUGCAAAAUCACCUGCAGCUCAGAAAACAUGGUGGGACAGGCUGAUGCCUCCGUGGAUCUGGACAUACUGUUUCCUCCUGUAAUCAGCAAGCUGAUGGAUGCGAUCUCGGACCACCACUGGUGCAUUCCCUUCAGCGUGUCGGGCAACCCAGAGCCCAAACUGAGCUGGUUAUUAAACGGCAAACCCGUGGAGGAGGGUCCCUUCAUCCGGACCAUGAUCUACGAUUACUCGGAGGGCGAGUACCACGGCUGCUUACACCUGGACAGUCCCACGCACAUCAACAACGGAGAAUACACACUGCUGGCCAGGAAUGAACACGGAGAGAACCGCAAGGCAGUAUACGCGCAUUUCAUGCACGAGCCGUGGAACGAAUCAGUUACUGAUCCGCUGUAUUAUGAUGACACUCCUGUUGGACCGCCUGAGGACAAAGUUGCUGUGUACGUGGUCGUGGGAAUUGCGGCGGUCACAUUCACAGGCUUCAUCCUGAUGCUUGUCAUUCUGAAGUUUGGACGCAACUCGAAGUUUGGAAUCAAAGGUCCUUCCUCAGUCAUCAGUAAUGACGAUGACUCUGCCAGUCCUCUUCAUCACGUGUCCAACGGCUCUAACACACCCUCGUCCUCGGACAUGAACGCGGACGCCGUCAUCAUUGGCAUGACCAAGAUUCCUGUCAUAGAGAACCCGCAGUACUUCCGCAGCACCAGCAGUCUGCUCAAAUCUCAUACAUUUGUUCAGCACAUUAAGAGGCACAACAUUGUACUGAAGAGGGAACUUGGAGAAGGAGCGUUUGGGAAAGUGUUUCUGGCCGAAUGCUACAACCUGUCCACAGAUCAGGAGAAGAUCUUAGUGGCUGUCAAGACUUUGAAAGAGGCCAGCGAGAACGCCAGGAAGGACUUCCAUCGUGAGGCCGAGUUGUUGACCAAUCUGCAGCACGAACACAUCGUCACAUUCUACGGCGUGUGUGUGGAGAGCGAUCCACUUAUUAUGGUGUUUGAGUACAUGAAACAUGGCGACCUCAAUAAGUUCCUUAGGGCUCACGGUCCUGAUGCAGUACUGAUGGCUGAGGGACAGGUGCAGCAGCAGGCAGAGCUCACUCAGUCUCAGAUGCUGCAUAUUGCACAGCAGAUCGCCGCAGGCAUGGUGUAUCUGGCUUCCCAGCACUUUGUUCACAGAGACCUGGCCACACGAAACUGCCUAGUCGGGGAGAAUCUCUUGGUGAAGAUCGGAGACUUUGGGAUGUCCCGAGAUGUCUACAGUACGGAUUACUAUCGGGUUGGAGGUCAUACCAUGUUGCCAAUCCGCUGGAUGCCACCAGAAAGUAUCAUGUACAGGAAGUUCACCACGGAGAGUGACGUCUGGAGUCUGGGAGUAGUGCUGUGGGAGAUCUUUACCUAUGGGAAACAGCCCUGGUACCAACUGUCAAAUAAUGAGGUGAUUGAGUGUAUCACCCAAGGUCGUGUACUGCAGCGACCCCGGACCUGUCCGAAGGAGGUGUAUGACUUGAUGCUGGGAUGCUGGCAGAGAGAACCGCACAUCCGACUCAACAUUAAAGAGAUCCAUAACCUGCUCCUAAACCUGGCCAAGGCAUCACCGGUGUAUCUGGACAUCCUGGGAUAAGAGAGCUAUUGCCACAUGUGGGAUUGCGACUGGAUUCCCGAAACAGCCCCCUCCUCUGUCCAACCCAAAAUCUCCUUCUUCUACAACUUUAACAUCUCCUUCCUUGUCCUCCUCCUCAUCAACGUAUUCUCAAUAUAAUAUGGAGAUGGGAUCUUGUACAAUGACAAUGAAUGAUGCAUUUCUGAACAAGAACAGACUAAAUGGAAAGAGCCGCAUUGAAGUGACUAUAGUUUAGUUACCAAGAAUAAUAUUGUCAGCCGUCCUCAACUUCUGGAGCAAGUUCACACCUGUAAAUUCCAUUUGGGAAAAAAUGCAUUUGGGACUUGAGGAAGGGCAUCCCUCUUAAUAACAGAGGAAACAGCAGCUCCAUAAACGAUGACCAAACACAAAUUUGAGAAAAAAAACAACAACUUUUCUGCCCAUCAGAGUCCUGUCGGCUCCCAUCUGUUGCAUCCUUAAUCCGAUACAAAGCACAGAACUUGAAACUGGCAUGGACCAACAGUGGCAAGCUGCGACUAUAUCUAUAUGUAUACAUGUCUGUUUAUGGAACUGGACGCUAACAGUGUAGUUUCACAGUUGAGCUACUCUAAAUAAAAGCUUCUGGACGCUGACAGGAUGUUGUUGCUGCCGAACUCAUCUGAAAUGGAGAACUAACCAAUUAAAAUGUGGCAAGAACAUAAGCAUUAUUUAGUCCCCACCACUUUUGCCAGGGCCAGUUUUGUCCCUCCAUUUUCACCAAAUUUGUGGGUUAUGACGAGUGCAGUGGACGUGUCUCCAAUUGUCAAGCAAAGGAUAUCAUUUUGUUAGUAUGAGUAGCGAUCUGGUGAUGUAAUUAGUUAUGAUACAUGAAUUUUGGAAAUUUCUGUAAAUAAUUUCGGUAGCACUUUAUUUUACAGUCCCGUUCCUCAUGUACAUACUAUGUACUUAUUAUAGUAAUUACAAUAACUAUGUAAUAACUAGAAACUAACCCUGAACCUACCCCUAAACCUAACCCUACCCCAUGUAGUUACCUUGUAUUACCAGAACUUUCUUAGAUAAAUACACUGUAAGUACAUGUUAGUACACGUACUGUAAAAUAAAGUGCAACCAUAAUUUCACAUUUUACUUUUGACUCGAGCACAUGCUCUACUACUGAACUGAUUUCUGGAUCAAUGCUUCAUAUUUAUAAGAUCAUUACUAACCUUAUUCAUGUUCAUAAGCCAAGCCUUUGCCAUUUUGUGGUGUUCAACCAGCAUGUCUGUUUUCUGUUCCUGUGUCUAGCAAAAAAUCAACGCCAUAUCUUCACGUUUGUAUACGGUAUGAGCUAUGGAGGGCAAGAUGGAGUCAUUUGAGAUGAGGCCAUGCCUCAGCUUUUCUUACAGGAGCUUAAUUACGCAAAGUGGCCGAUUAUGACGGUUAUGCAGGCUAAAUUAUGACCUUUGCUUUCACUCAUUCUCGAUCGCCAUGUUUUACUACUGAGUGGAAGCACUAAUGUAGUACUCAAGCUUCGGGUUGUGUAACUGCUAUAGUAUAAUAUAUAUUUCAUUACAGGACAAAUGUCUCCUAUUAGCUGCAACUCCCUCUAGACUCAUAUACGCUACCAUUGGGGAAAACAGUAGAGACAGGAGGGGACAGGAUGAAGAGAAUGAGACGAGGGGAGGAAAAUAAUGUUAAACAGAGAUAAACAUGAGUCACCUCACUAUAACCCACAUUUCUUCUUCCUUUUAUCGUAAAUAAAUGAUUAUAUCUAUUUAUCACCAUAGAGAUCCUAUCCCAACAUUCUUUUUUUUUAGUUCAUUAUUGCUCCGUCAAUCCCCUCUCCCGUUGGAGACUUUGCACACUGGACUCCAUGGCAUGAAUUUGUGAACAAAAAUCUUCCAAUCAAUUCAGGUGUUGAGCGAAAAGUUCCAAAAAUGUAUUAUUUAUCAAUUAUUUAUUUUUUGGAAAUAAGAAUUGUUAUCUUUAAGAUAUGUAACUUUUAAUUUAAUAUUUAUUUUGUACUUAUUGUGAAGCACUCUUGUUUUUUUUACUUUGUUUUUUUAUUUUAUUUCAAAUAAUUAUUUUUCAUAUUAUUAUUAUUCUUAUAAUUUUAAUAUUUGGUUGAGAAUGAAUAUAGAGGUGGUUUCUGGGUUCAAUUAUCAUGGAAUGGGAUGUAUUAAUGUAAAAAGACAAAAUAGUACAUAUUUUGGAUGAACAAAGAGAAAACUUUAGGUUUAAUGUUCAAGUUAAAUUCACACAAAAGAAGCCUAAUUUUGGAUUUUGACCAUUUUUCAUGAUCAUUAAGAAUAGUUUCAAAUUCUCACUGACAUUUGCAUUUUGCGUUUUUUAUUUUUAUUUUUAAUUUGUAAUUCUUAUUACUGUAAUAAAGUCAUUUUUACUGUAGAACAAUGUUUUUACUUUAAAUUCACAUAAUUUCGAGACAGUAUAACAAACUAUCACGAAAUAUCAGGUUUUUUUUAUUACACUUUGAAUGUCAUUACUUUUUCUCAUUACAGUGAUGGCUAUGAUUUGUAUUUUUUUUUAUGAUAUAAAUGGCAAUGGGGUAAAAUGAGCUUAAUAGUCAAGAAAAUAAUGCCUCAAUGUGAUUCCUUUGUUUUUCAAUGUUUAAAUCAUGAAAAUGAUUGUUUGAGAUACAAAUAUGAAUGAGUUUCAGUGGCUCAGAUUAGUCUUGCCUUACGCAAAAAAUUCUCCAAAGCGUCCUGCGACAGAACAAUAAACUGUGACUGCAUAUCAGACACCAUCUUCUACAUGUCCAGAACUUCUUCUGAUGUUUCAGAAUGUCUAUAAGCUUACCACAAUUAAACAAAUGUUAAGGUCAACAUGAAAGCAAAACUGACCCUCGUCACUUUCUUACACUUUUACUGUUUCUUAUUGUGCACAUUAUUACACAGACAAAAGUCAUUGUGUAACUCUAAAACAACUUGCCUUUUCUGUUGACAUUACCAAUCACCAAUUUACAGAAGUAAAAUGGCUUUCAAAGGCCGUUUCAUGUUGACUUUAACUCCAAAAUUGGGAAACCUACUCCCUUUUCUUAACACUUUUUAACAGGCCUAUUGACACCUGGAAAGAAGAGUGUCACAAGUAGUGUGAUCAUUUCAUUUAUGUAAUUAUAGAGUUAUAAAUUCAUCCGCAAUCAAAUGUCCUCAUCUGUAUGAGAUAUAUGGACCAGUCAAGUUGUUCCGUCAUUGUAUUUAAUAAAAGUGUAAUGUCUUACCUCAUAA
Messenger RNA from Carassius gibelio (silver crucian carp), 6050 nucleotides. Its product is annotated as BDNF/NT-3 growth factors receptor-like. Gene Ontology annotation, biological process: regulation of phosphatidylinositol 3-kinase/protein kinase B signal transduction; protein phosphorylation; cellular response to brain-derived neurotrophic factor stimulus. Lineage: Eukaryota; Metazoa; Chordata; Actinopteri; Cypriniformes; Cyprinidae. The record is from RefSeq and is a predicted model, not a curated record. Gene Ontology annotation, cellular component: signaling receptor complex; axon; plasma membrane. Bases 472 to 2850 code for a protein of 792 amino acids. Gene Ontology annotation, molecular function: brain-derived neurotrophic factor binding; ATP binding; brain-derived neurotrophic factor receptor activity. The transcript is spliced from 17 exons.